Messenger RNA from Adineta steineri, 1842 nucleotides. The record is from the annotation of a GenBank genome assembly. Lineage: Eukaryota; Metazoa; Rotifera; Eurotatoria; Adinetida; Adinetidae.
AUGUUCUUACAAACUGUUGGUAUUGGACAAGAAGGAGAAUUAGUUGUUGGAGGUGUUGGUGUUUUUGCUGGAUAUCGUGGUCGUGAUGAUUUAACAGCUCAAGUAAUGAUUAAUAUUAAUGAACAAAUAUUUUAUAAAACAGGUGAUCUUGUUCAAAUGGAUAGCAAUGGACUGAUUCAUUAUGUUGGUCGGAGAGAUUUUCAAGUGAAAUUACGUGGACAACGUAUUGAAUUACAAGAAAUUGUACAAUGCUUACUUAUGUUAAUAUCCAUUACUACAUGUGUCGUUAUCAAAUGGGAUGAUAAUCAUUUUAUUGCUUAUGUUCAAAGUGAUAACCUUAAUGUUGAACAAUUACGUCAUCAUUGUCAAUCUAAUCUACCAUCACAUAUGAUUCCAUCCAUAGUUAUUAUACUUGAAAAAUUACCUUUGAGUCCAAAUAGAAAAGUUGAUCGAAAACGUCUUCCACUACCAGAUUUAUCAUUAUCAACUCUCUCAUCAUCAGCAGCAACAGCAUUAGAAAAUAGAUCUAAUCUUCCACAAAAUCAAUUACAAAAACAGAUUCAUGAUAUUUGUUGUGAAAUUCUUGGAUGUAUUGGACAACAAAUUUCAAUAACUGCAAAUUUCUUUAGUAUUAGUGGUCAUUCACUUUUAUUUAUUGAACUUUAUUAUCGAUAUCAACAAUUAUAUGAUUUUGAUAAUCGUGUACUUUCUAUUGCCUUAUUUCUUCAACAACCAACUAUUCUUCAACAUUCACAAUUACUUCAAUCUAUUACAAUCAAUCAAAUGAAAUCAGUACAUUGGCAUACACUACAUAUCAAUCAAGGUAUUGCGUCUUUUGCUCAAGAACGUAUUUUUCUCGACGAACAAAUGCGUUUUUCUAAUAAAACCACUACCUACAAUGAAUUGACUGCUUUAGAAAUUAUUCAAGGUUCAAUAUCAAUAGAUCGUCUAUUAGAAGCUAUUGAAUAUAUUUUAAAUAAACAUAAAAUAUUACGCACAUUUCUUACUCUCAACUAUGAUAAUGGUAUUCUUGAACAACAUAUUGGUGAUAAACAUCAUAUAUUUCAAAUUGUUCCCAAUCAAACAUUUAAAAAUGAAAAUGAUCUUCAAGAUAUUCUCGAUCAAACAAUUAUCAGUCCUAAUUUAUUUGAUAUAUCAACUGGUCGUGUUUUUCAUUGUGAAGUACUUCGACAAGAACUCAUAUCUGAUAAUAAUAAUACUAGAUUCAUUACAGAUUCUGAUAUUCUUCUUAUCGCAUUUCAUCAUGCUGCAACAGAUCGGUCAGCUUAUCAACUUUUUCUAAAUGAUCUUUGUUUUGCUUAUAAUAUAAAUGUGAAAUGGACAGGUGAUGAAGAUUUAUUACAAUAUAUUGAUUAUUCUGUUCAUGAACGUUUAAUUGAUAUGAAACCAUCACGUGAAUUUUGGCUUCUAGAAUUGAAAGACUAUGAUUUUGAGCAUCGAUUAUCAUUAUCUACUGAUCAACAUUGUUUAUCUAAUGAUCAACGAUCUGGUUUUGCUUCAAUUGCUCAGAUUUCUUUUGAUAAAAAUAUUUCUAAAUCAUUUGUUAAUUAUGCUUCGACACAUCAAACUACUCCAUUUCAAUUAGGUAUGGCAUUAUUUUAUGUUUUCCUAUUCAAAUUAACUCAAGAUCAAAAUGAUUUAUGUAUUUCUUGUCAUAAUGCAAAUCGACAUAAAACUGAAUUACAAAAUAUGAUGGGAAUGUUUAUUUCAACAUUACCAUAUCGUAUGAGACUUGAUUCUAGUUGGUCAUUUAAUGGACUUGUUAAACAAGUACAAGAUAAAUGUAUAUCAAUUCUUGAACAUUCUCAUUAUCCAUUAUAA